This is a messenger RNA of Arabidopsis lyrata subsp. lyrata, 1123 nucleotides long. Its product is annotated as E3 ubiquitin ligase BIG BROTHER-related. Lineage: Eukaryota; Viridiplantae; Streptophyta; Magnoliopsida; Brassicales; Brassicaceae. Gene Ontology annotation, molecular function: ubiquitin protein ligase activity; zinc ion binding. The record is from RefSeq and is a predicted model, not a curated record. Bases 153 to 962 code for a protein of 269 amino acids. The transcript is spliced from 5 exons.
CAAUAUUAAGACUAUCCUGGCCACUCAAGUAUUUGCAUUUGAAUGGAAGAGUUAAUUGGUGAAACUUGAAAGUGUUAAUUAUCUUUAUAAAUACAGCUUAAUCUAGCACCUUACAAGAAACUUGUCUCAGGUAAUAUUUUUUCUCCAAAAGCAUGGAUCAAAACGGAGACAUACCGGAUAGUCCUUUUAGCUUCAUCUGGCUACUAUUUGGAGACGACUGGCAUCUAUGGGACACUUACCCAACAGUUGACGCUGAUGCCAUCUCUCCAGAUCCAACUGUUGAUGUGAACCGUGAUAGUCCGACGAUAGAGUCCGGUUCACUUAUAAGGACAGUUAGUUGGGAAGAUUCGUUCGAGCACUACUUCUUACAGUCAUCGAUCAAUGAACCAUCUGAAACAGCAUCACAAGAAGAGUAUGCAAGUGUAUAUUCUCAUGAAGACACCUUCACAUACCAGGAAGAAACGGUCGAGCAGUCCUGGGCCUCUUGGUUACAGUCAUCGACCAAUGAACAAUCUGAAACAGCAUCACAAGAAGAGUAUACAAAUGUAUCUUCUCAUGAAGACACCUUCACAUAUGAGGAAGAAACGCUCGAGCAGCACUGGACCAACUGGUUACAGACAUUGACCAAUGAACAAUCUGAAAGAGCACCACAAGAAGAGUAUACAAAUGUAUAUUCUCAUGAAAACACCUUCACAUACGAGGAACUAUUGAACCUCACUGAACAAGCAGGAAAUGUAGGCACUGGUUUAACCGUGGAAGUCAUUGAUGAGAAUCUAAGAAGAAGGAAGUAUGAAAAGCGUAGUGACGAUGAAACGGAGAUAUGUGUGAUCUGUCAGGAGAAAUUGGAGGACAAUGAAGAAGCUUCGAAACUGGGAUGUGGGCAUGACUUUCACUUCGAGUGCAUCAAGCAGUGGCUGAUGGUCAAGAACAUGUGUCCUCUUUGCAAUCAAGAAGUCGUUUAAAUGUUUUAUCAAGUUGGAAAGAUUCCAUUUAUUUAGAUGUCAAGUUGGAUUUUUGACUUGAUUUCUUAUUACCAUUAGAACUAUUUUGCUAUGAACCAUUAUUAUUUUAAUUACCAUUAUUUCCCUUUUUAUCAAGUUUGAAAGAUUCCAUUUAUUUAGAU